GAAGACGCUCUCAGAUCAGUCAGUGGCUUCAUGGAGUUAUGUACCUCUGAUCCGCCGCCAUGGAUUGCAAUCCGCGAUCACUCCUUUUCAUUUUACCUCUUUUAUUGUCCUGCGUUAUCCCUGCGUUUACCGUCAUCUAUCCCCCCAAUGAAGUCAACCUGUUAGACUCUAAAGCAAGCCAGGGGGAGUUAGGAUGGAUUUCCUACCCAUCGCACGGGUGGAGGGAAAAUUGGGAAGAGAUCAGUGGGGUGGAUGAGCACUACACUCCCAUCAGGACCUUCCAGGUCUGCAACGUGAUGGAGUACAGUCAGAACAACUGGCUUCGCACCAACUGGAUCCCUCGCCAGUCAGCCCAGAAGAUCUACGUGGAGCUCAAGUUCACCCUGAGGGACUGCAACUCCAUCCCAUUGGUCCUGGGCACCUGCAAGGAGACCUUCAACCUCCUCUACCUGGAGACAGACGACGACCAGGGCAGUCACUUCAGAGAGCACCAAUUCUCUAAGAUCGACACCAUCGCUGCCGAUGAGAGUUUCACCCAAAUGGACCUCGGCGAUCGCAUCCUCAAGCUUAACACUGAGGUGCGCGAAGUGGGUCCCAUGACCAAGAAGGGCUUCUACCUGGCGUUCCAGGACGUGGGCGCCUGUGUAGCUUUAGUUUCAGUGAGGGUUUACUUUAAGAAGUGCCCAUACACUGUGAGGAAUCUGGCCUCCUUCCCCGAUACGGUGCCAAUGGACUCCCAGUCGCUGGUGGAGGUCAAAGGCUCAUGUGUCAAUCACUCCAAGGAGGAGGAGCCUCCGCGAAUGUACUGCAGCACAGAGGGGGAGUGGCUCGUGCCUAUUGGGAAGUGUCUAUGUAACCCAGGGUAUGAGGAGAGAAGCAACACCUGCCAAAUGUGCAGGGCAGGCUUCUACAAAUCUACGCUCGGGAACAUGGAGUGUUCAAAGUGUCCGCCUCAUAGCUUCUCUCACCAUGAGGGGUCGUUGCACUGUGGCUGUGAGAAAAACUACUUUCGUGCUGAGGGAGACCCCGCCUCCAUGGCCUGUACCCGUCCUCCUUCAGCUCCUCGAAAUGUCAUCUCCUCCAUCAACGAGACUUCAGUUAUCCUCGACUGGAGCUGGCCGGAGGACGCCGGCGGGCGCAGGGACAUCACCUUUACUGUCCUCUGCAAACGCUGCCGCGGUGUCCCUGCUAACGGUAGCAACGGUGGCACCCAGCAUUGCGAGCCUUGUCGGAGCAAUGUUCGCUUUCUGCCCAGAGCGACGGGCCUCCACAACACCACGGUGACGGUGGGCGACCUGCUUGCUCACACUAACUACACAUUUGAGAUUGAAGCGCAGAACGGUGUGUCAUCGCUGGCACCCAAGAUGAGGCAGUACGCUGCUGUCACUAUCACCACCAACCAAGCUGCUCCCUCUCCGGUAACAGUGAUCAGAAAGGAGAAGACAUCUCGAAACAGUGUCUCACUGUCCUGGCAGGAACCAGAAAGACCCAAUGGCAUUAUUCUGGACUAUGAGAUCAAAUACUACGAAAAGGAGGAGCAGGAGACCAGCUACACCAUCCUUCGUGCUCGGGGUUGUAAUGUGACUCUGAAUGGUUUAAAGCCCAACACUGCCUACCUGCUGCAGAUCAGAGCUCGGACUGCUGCUGGAUACGGAGCCAGCAGCCCUAGUUUCCAGUUUGAGACCAGCCCUGACUCAGCCUUCUCUAUCUCAAGUGAGAGCAGCCAGGUUGUUCUCAUCGCCAUUUCCUCUGCCGUGGCCAUCAUUCUGCUCACUGUGCUGCUCUACGUGCUGAUUGGCAGGUUUUGUUGCCACAGCAAAUCCAAACAUCCUGAUGAGAAAAGACUGCACUUUGGCAAUGGCCACUUACGUCUGCCGGGAAUCAGGACCUACGUGGACCCACACACUUACGAGGACCCAAGCCAGGCUGUGCACGAGUUUGCCAAAGAACUGGACGCCUCCUGUAUCGCCAUUGAUAAAGUGGUGGGAGCAGGUGAGUUUGGCGAGGUGUGCAGCGGUCGCCUGAAGCUACCCAGUAAGAAGGAGAUCUGUGUGGCCAUCAAGACUCUUAAAGGAGGAUACACAGAUAAACAGAGGCGGGACUUCCUGGCUGAGGCAUCAAUCAUGGGACAGUUUGACCACCCCAACAUCAUCAGACUGGAGGGGGUGGUGACACGCAGUAAACCCGUCAUGAUCGUCACAGAAUACAUGGAGAACGGAUCCCUGGACAGCUUCUUGAGAAAACAUGAUGCGCAGUUUACAGGAAUCCAGUUGGUCGGUAUGCUGCGUGGCAUCGCCUCAGGCAUGAAGUACCUGUCAGACAUGGGCUACGUUCACCGAGAUCUGGCGGCUCGAAACAUCCUGGUCAACAGCAACCUGGUGUGUAAAGUGUCAGAUUUCGGCCUGUCCCGAGUGCUGGAGGACGACCCGGAGGCGGCUUACACCACCAGGGGAGGUAAGAUCCCUAUUCGGUGGACGGCGCCAGAGGCUAUUGCCUACAGGAAGUUUACAUCAGCCAGUGAUGCUUGGAGUUACGGCAUUGUGCUCUGGGAAGUGAUGUCAUAUGGGGAACGGCCAUACUGGGAAAUGUCCAAUCAGGAUGUAAUUAAAGCUGUAGAUGAGGGUUACCGCCUCCCCCCACCCAUGGACUGCCCCGCUACCCUCUACCAGCUGAUGUUGGAUUGCUGGCAGAAGGAGAGGAACAACCGGCCUAAGUUUGAACAGAUAGUCAGCAUCCUGGAUAAACUCAUCCGCAACCCCGGUAGCCUCAAAAUCACGGCCAACACCACAUCCAGGCCAGCCAACUUGUUAUUGGACAGGAGUAGUUCAGAGGUUCCCUCGAUGGGGACGAUGGCUGACUGGAUGGAUGGAAUGAGGACCUUGCCCUGCAAGGAGGCCUUCUCUGGGGUCAGCUACAGCUCCUGUGACACCCUGGCCAAGACCUCCACAGAUAGAGUUGUUCUGACGGAGGUCCACGUCACACCCGCCACUUGCCCAGAAUGGGAGCCGUCCAUGGGGAUCACCACUCUCUAACGCCCAGCUUCUCUCCGCCUCCUCAGGCUCUGGAUGGGAUCUGAAAAAGGUUGGAGUGACUAUCGUAGGACCGCAGAAGAAGAUCGUGAGCAGCCUCAAAGCCCUAGAUUCCCACACCAAGAAUGGCCCAGUACCCGUUUAAAAAAAUGAACCUGUCUUUCUGUCUGUGUUAACAGACUGUGGUUGCUAAUCGCACUCAGUGGCUGUGUAUCCAAACUAGAAAUGGAUGGAAAUGGAGGUAAAAUAUAUGAUUCAGAUGAGGGCUUUCAUUGUUUUGUUGAAAGACGAUAUCAAGUCCUGACAGAGGAACAGGAAGAGUUCAGUGCAGAUCUGCCAGCUAGUUAACUGGCUGACUCUUCAACCCUCCAUCCCUCCAUGCCCAAGUUGAGAUGCCUUACAGACUAUUAGGAGGGUAGAGUGAUCAGAGGAGAGCCAAGGAAAUCAGUGAGACCUGGUCAGGGAUUCAAACUGGGACUGGACUGGGAUACAGGGCAAGGACUGGACUAACACAAAAGUCGGAGCUCUCCCAUAUUUGGCUGAGCUGGAAAGGGGAGUCUUCCCUUUACAGAUAAAAGGGGGACGGGCAUGCUCUCAGUCUCCUCCCACCAGCCUGUGGAACGAGGCGGCAAAAUGGCUGAGAUGCCUUGUAUAGAAGAGCAUGGCAGACAACAGCAGCUCACCUGGCUGUGGACCCUUCCUGGACUAGAAAAGUCUGAGGUGUGAGAUUUUCUUUGUAACUACCUACAUUUACUGUCUCUAUCCAUGAGAGAGCUGAGCUGAUAUGGACGCACCUAGACAAUAACCGAGCCAUUUUACUCUGUAGCUCUAACCUAUAGCAUUUGCUUUCAGUAGACAUGUCACAUAAAAGCAAUAAUUAUGAUAAUCAGUUAAAUAGUCUCAUUGUAUGGAAGCCAUGAGUCUAUCACAUGUAUAAUUAAAGUAUUGAACGCUGUGCUUUGAAGGUACAGGGGCCAUAACACACUUCACACACACAGAAUUUUCUUUACGGUGACAUCUAUGUUCUAUGUGCUUAUGAGCAGAUAUUGUACAGUUUUAGUGCUGUUCCCUCAACCCGAUGCCCUUUGUGUGAAAUCUCAGGAUGUAUACGUUCUCUGUUCUAUUUUCUCUAAUGAGGAGAAACAGACAGAGAGAUGGAGCAGAGCCAGGAAUUGAGAGUGCAGGUUAAGAAAAAAACGGGAGCAAGAAAAUGGGAAGCUGCAAGAGAGAAAUUGAUAAGAGGGAAAAGAGAACUUACAUAAGAUGAAGUAGUGUCAUCGAGGCCUCCGCUUCAGAUGUUGUUGUGUUGCUGAAGUGUUUUAAACUAGAAGUGAGUUUAGUACUUGAGUUUCUUCUUCAGGUAAUACAGGCUAGCAUCAUCAACCCCACACAGCACCAGGCAUAAUUUCCUUUUUCCAAGGGGUGAGAAAUGUCCUCUGUUCAGUCUGUUUAGGUCACACUGCUUCUCUGACAGUGUUGUAAACCUAUAGUUUGUUUGCUUUGGUCCGAAUCCGUAACUUAUUAACAAAAGUCACAUGGGAUCUGUCAUGUUCUCCUUUGAUCAGAAAUUUGCUGUAAAAAAAUAAAAUAAAAAAAAGGACUUCGUUCUAGAUUAAAAUUGACUCUUAAUCUAUAAAUCCUGGUGUGUUAAAUGCAAAAAUUAGAGUGCCUCCUGUAGUUGUGUGUAGGGCUGGUUCAUGGUGGGAUCACCAAGCAAAAAGCUCCAGUUUUAAUUUUAAGUUUUGGUCUUUUUUUCCCUGUGUUCUCAGAGGGGUAUGGGGUUUUACCAUCACUGCCCUAGACUAACAAGAUGUAAAAAUACCCUGAAAGAGACGCAACACUUCCUAUAGAUAAUUGCUUUCUGAGAUAGUAUCCUUGUACAUCAAAUGUCCAGGAUGGGAUUUCCUAAAGGCACCUUAGAUGUUGAUCUUUAUAAAAUGAAGUACAUACUUAAAGAUGCUAGUCUCCUGCUUUGAUGUCACCCAAUCAAUCCCUCAGUGCAACACAUACCCAGUAUUUCUAAACUGGCACUUUGGUACUUUGUGCUGUUGGAUGGGUAAUAUUUAACCAUGAAGAUGUUAUCUUUAAGCUUGCUCCAAGCACUUAGUACACAAUAUUUGAGCACUUUGAAUGGAAAUGUUAUUGCCUUGGCUAUAGACUAAGCUUAACUAAUGGACAGGGAUGAUUUUGGUGCUUUUGGGAAACCCAGACCUGUUCAGUAUAUCAGUUGGUCCUUUGUUACUUGGUCUACCUGUGGAUGCUUCUGUUGCUGCUAUGUGUUCUAAUUAGCAUGUACAUAAUGUAAACCAUCGUAAUGAUAGCAACUAGCGCUACAGAUCCCACUAUAUGUACAUGGCCAUCUCUCUUUGUAAAAAUGUUUGUAUGUAUAAAAGAAUAAAUAAAAAAAUUGUGCAACAUUUUUAAUUAAAAAAAGAGACAAAAAUCAUCUGUAUUAUAUUUUAUCUUAUUUUGAAUAAUUGUCAGCUUUGUUUUUUUUCUACAAUAAAAAGGCAAUUAUGAUUACGUUAUUAUUUAUUUGUUAACAUUAUACAGCGCAAUGUUGAUGUCUUUUUUGUAGCAUACAGUAAAUUAUGUGUCAGUGCUAUCUGUGUUUUGGUUUUAGACUUACUUUAUAAACCUGGGACAUCUGAGAGAGCAAUACUGUUAUGCACCCUAUAUCCAGAUCCCUCAUCUUCUGUCUCAAGACUGACCCGUGUGUCUGUGUGAGAGUUUACGUGUGCAAAUGUAGAUGGCCUUGUCUACUAAUGUAAAAUGAUUUGUAGUGGAAACAUUUAUAUUUUUAUAAUAAAUAUUGGCAAAAUAUUUUCC
Molecule: messenger RNA, 5858 nt
Organism: Toxotes jaculatrix (banded archerfish)
Lineage: Eukaryota; Metazoa; Chordata; Actinopteri; Toxotidae
Gene: epha3
Product: eph receptor A3
Exons: 19
Coding region: 60-3032 (990 amino acids)
Biological process (GO): protein phosphorylation; cell surface receptor protein tyrosine kinase signaling pathway; axon guidance
Cellular component (GO): neuron projection; plasma membrane
Molecular function (GO): protein binding; transmembrane-ephrin receptor activity; ATP binding
Source: RefSeq, a predicted model, not a curated record